AUUUAUGUGGUGGUGCACUAAAAACAUAUAAAUUGAUUACCCUACGCAACUACGAGUUUUAGUAAAAUUCAAAUUAUUCAAAGAGAAACAACUUGGCGCAAAUUAUUUUGAUUCUUACAGAGUUUAGAAUACAAAAGAAAAAUAAGACGAAUCAAUUAAAUUUGAUUGAUCAAGAGAAUUUAGUUCUAUAAUUAAAAAAAGUUUAUUGUGAAAAUGCCACCAAACGCCACAAAUGACGUAACUGGUGUGCUAAAUGAAGAUGACGCUGAAACUUUCGAUGGAGGGUUGUCAAAAGAUAUAACACCACUGAAGAAAGCUGAAAAUAGAAAAUUGAAAUUAGUUUGGAGAAAUAUUAUUCUUUUCGGAUAUCUUCAUUUAGCUGCUUUAUAUGGUGCCUGGCUUUGUUUAUCAUCUGCUAAGUGGCUUACAGUAUUUUUUGCAAUUUUUCUCUACGUUAUAUCGGCCUUAGGGAUAACAGCUGGAGCACACAGGCUAUGGGCACAUCGCAGUUACAAAGCAAAGUUACCAUUGAAAAUUUUACUAGCUCUGUUUAAUACAAUUGCUUUUCAAGAUUGUGCAAUGCAUUGGGCAAGGGAUCACAGAGUGCAUCAUAAAUACUCAGAAACAGAUGCUGAUCCUCACAAUGCAACACGGGGUUUUUUCUUUUCUCAUGUUGGUUGGUUACUUUGCCGAAAGCAUCCGGAUGUCAUAGAAAAAGGGAAAAAACUAGAUAUAUCUGAUUUGGAAGCAGACCCAGUUUUACAUUAUCAAAAAAAGUACUACAUGGUAUUGAUGCCUAUCUGUUGCUUCAUUUUACCAACUAUAAUACCAAUGUAUGUUUGGGGAGAAACUUUCAAAAAUGCUUGGUUUGUUUGCGCCAUGUUCAGAUACACAUUCGUCUUAAAUGUUACAUGGUUGGUCAAUAGUGCCGCUCAUAAAUGGGGUGACAAACCUUAUGAUAAAGCUAUUAACCCUUCACAAAAUCCUAGUGUUGCUAUUUUUGCUUUUGGUGAAGGAUGGCACAACUAUCAUCAUGUUUUUCCCUGGGAUUAUAAGACUGCAGAGUUGGGAGGGUAUCAUUUUAAUUUUUCAACUGCGUUCAUCGAUUUUUUCGCUAAAAUUGGCUGGGCCUAUGACUUAAAGUCAGUUUCCGAUGAAAUAAUCGAAAAGCGAGUGCGGCGAACAGGAGACGGAUCUCACCACUUAUGGGGCUGGGGAGACAAGGAUCAAGAUGCGAGUGAAAAAAGAGAUGCAAAAAUAACUCAUCUUAAACAUAUAUAAAUACAUAAAUUAGUUUAAUUUACUUUAAAAAAGGAACAAAAUAUUUGUUUCACACACAUUCACUUACUAUUAGAUAAUGGUUUAAAAUUUAAAAUAUUUUAUAUAAAUAUUUAAAUAACAUUAAAACUUAUACAUAUAUUUAUAGUUUGUACGACAAGUAUAUCUAUAGAUAGGGGAAGAUGGAAUGAAUUCGGGGCACCCUUCAAAAAUCCCUUAUCUCAAUAUUCCGGCAUUAAAAUCGAAAUUUGCCAAAUAUGCAGAAAACGGCAUUUUAAAGCUGGAGAAAAUUAAUUAAGUAAAUUAAAGUUAAGAUUCCAAGCUACAAAAAAUCAUCCCUUUUUUUGUAGAUCUUCAGAAUUUCUAUGCAGUCACAUUUUUCUACUUGAAUUUAACCAUCUUCUCCAACAUGUGAUUAAAAAGCAAAAAUGCAAUUAAACUUUUGCUAUGAAAUAUUUAUUUUAUUUUUUUACCAUUUUUUUUUUUUUUUGCUGAAAUAUAUUUUUAUCAAGCUCUAGACCUUUAAAGGCUCCAAAACAACUGGUUUUGAUUUUUUUUUUUUGAUGAAGAAAAAUGUGACAAAAAAUUUUAAUUUUUAUUUGUAGAAAAUGUUUUUGCUAAUCAUACUUGUCAUUGUUCUACGCAAUGUGAUUGUCGAUGUUAAACAUUGUAGUGAUAUAAAAAUAAGAAAAAACAUAUGACUUUUUUAAGGGAUUAUUAAUUGAGUAUUUGGUUAAUUUUAAUAUCAAUAAGUACUCAUUACAAUACACAAUAAAAUUUAAAAUAAAACUCAGCAACAACUCGUAUAAAGUAAUCAAGAUAUAAAAUGAUGAAAAUCUUAAAUAGAUAUCUACUUAAUUUAGGCCGAUAUAUUUAUUCAAACAAAAAAGUUGUGUCAUUCAUUGUGGUUCCUUCAUUAGAAUUGGAACUUCCGUUAGAAUUUUUCAAGUUCUCGAGAGGAAUGAAUGUAAAAAAUAAAAAAGAGCACAAAACUUAUAUUGCUUUAUUGAUUUAAAUUAAUAUAAAAUUCGUUUAAAUAAAUAACAUGUGUAAAUAUCAACUAAUAAUAGA
Culicoides brevitarsis is the source of this 2349-nucleotide messenger RNA. RefSeq names its product acyl-CoA Delta-9 desaturase. Lineage: Eukaryota; Metazoa; Arthropoda; Insecta; Diptera; Ceratopogonidae. Gene Ontology annotation, cellular component: endoplasmic reticulum membrane. The record is from RefSeq and is a predicted model, not a curated record. Gene Ontology annotation, molecular function: iron ion binding; stearoyl-CoA 9-desaturase activity. Gene Ontology annotation, biological process: unsaturated fatty acid biosynthetic process. Bases 214 to 1281 code for a protein of 355 amino acids. The transcript is spliced from 5 exons.